UCAACAUGUGCGUGCUAACAUCUGUCUCUGACACAGUCGCUUUGUUUUGUGCCCUGAGUCGGUUUUGAUGGCUGAAUGUUGAAUUUCGUGCUGUGAAUGAGGCUAAAAUGGGAACUGGAGGAAAAGACAAAGACGGAGAAUCUGCACAACUUGUGGGAGGAUCUAAAGACUUGCAGUCGGGCGAAGAAGAUGAUUCUAUUGACAAGUGUAAACCUGAGAAGAAAGGCUGCGGUAAUAAGUGUCUAGCCUGUUUUCGCGGUUGCUUUGGAUUCAUCUUAUUCCCGUUCGUGUUUAUUAUCACCUUCAUAGCUUGUCUUGUCUGGAUUAUUCUGUUACCAGCCAAAUGUUGUUCUCCCUGUUGCGCUCCUUUGUUUGACUGGCUCGUUCAACUUCUGAUGCUGCCCGUCCGGUUUUAUCGCUGGGUUCUUGGAAAAGAUCAAGACGAAAAAAAAUAAUAAAAAAAAAAAAUAUUAAAAGAUCAUGUUCCCUUCAA
Stylophora pistillata is the source of this 493-nucleotide messenger RNA. RefSeq lists its product as uncharacterized. The record is from RefSeq and is a predicted model, not a curated record. Lineage: Eukaryota; Metazoa; Cnidaria; Anthozoa; Scleractinia; Pocilloporidae.